AUUGGAAACGCUGUCAUUACGUUUGUCUCCUCCGGCUCUCUGUAGAUCACCGACAUAUUGUUUGUGAGGAGCAAAUUCUGGAAGACAAGGAGAGUGCUACGAUUACAGCGUUGAUAUAACCAGUCAUCAAAUCGUAUAUCAGUAAAGAAAGCACGAUGGAGCCUUCAGGAAGUCCUGCGAAGGAUAAUUUCAGGAUGAACCGCUACAAGAACAAAGCACUCAACCUGGAGGAGAUGCGUCGGAGAAGGGAGGAGGAAGGCAUUCAGCUGAGGAAACAGAAACGAGAGCAACAGCUGUUUAAGAGGAGAAAUGUGGAGCUGCUUGGUGAAGAAGGGGGGAUGUUUGACAGUCCACUUAUGGAUUCCUACGUCUCGUCCACCACAGCCCCAGAUGGAGUAAUUACAAGAGACAUGGUUGAAAUGCUCUUCUCAGAAGAUCCUGAACUACAACUGGUCAUGACACAGAGGUUCAGAAAACUACUUUCCAAAGAACCAAACCCUCCUAUUGACGAGGUGAUAAGCACACCGGGAGUUGUGAGUAGAUUUGUUGAGUUCCUUCAGAAAAGUACAAAUUGCACAUUACAGUUUGAGGCCGCUUGGGCACUGACCAACAUCGCGUCUGGAACAUCUCAGCAGACAAAGUUUGUGAUCGAGGCCGGUGCCGUACCUGUCUUUAUCGAGCUUCUUAACUCAGAGUUUGAAGACGUGCAGGAGCAGGCUGUUUGGGCUUUGGGGAACAUUGCGGGAGACAGCGCUGUGUGCAGAGAUUUUGUGCUAAAUUGUAAUAUCCUUCCUCCUCUGCUAAUGCUGCUGACCAAAUCCACUCGUCUCACAAUGACCAGGAAUGCUGUGUGGGCCUUGUCCAACCUCUGCAGAGGCAAAAGUCCACCCCCAGACUUUGAGAAGGUGUCUCCAUGCCUGCCUGUGCUGUCCCGUCUUUUAUUCAGCAGUGAUUCAGACCUGCUGGCUGAUGCCUGUUGGGCUUUGUCCUAUCUCUCCGAUGGGCCCAAUGAGAAGAUCCAGGCAGUUAUUGAUUCAGGGGUCUGCAGGAGGCUGGUGGAGCUGCUCAUGCACACCGACUACAAGGUGGCCUCUCCUGCUCUGAGGGCUGUUGGAAACAUUGUUACAGGAGAUGACAUUCAGACACAGGUGGUGUUGAACUGCUCAGCUCUCCCCUGCCUCCUGCACCUGCUCAGUAGCGCCAAGGAAUCCAUCAGGAAGGAGGCCUGCUGGACCAUCUCCAACAUCACAGCGGGAAACAGAGCGCAGAUUCAGGCCGUAAUAGAUGCAAACAUCUUCCCAGUCUUGAUAGAUAUCCUACAGAAAGCCGAAUUCCGCACCAGGAAGGAGGCGGCGUGGGCGAUCACUAAUGCCACGUCAGGUGGUACACCUGAGCAGAUCAGGUAUCUGGUCAAUUUGGGCUGCAUUAAACCUCUCUGUGAUCUGUUGACUGUGAUGGACUCCAAGAUCGUUCUGGUGGCUCUGAGUGGUCUGGAGAACAUUCUCAGACUGGGCGAGCAGGAGGCCAAACAGAACGGCAGUGGCCACAACCCUUACUGCAGUCUGAUAGAGGAAGCCUAUGGGUUGGACAAAAUCGAGUUCCUACAGAGUCAUGAAAAUCAGGAGAUCUACCAGAAAGCCUUUGACCUCAUCGAGCACUACUUUGGAGUAGAGGAAGAGGAUGCCAGUCUGGCGCCACAGGUGGAUGAGAACCAGCAGCAGUUUCUUUUCCCGCAGCAGGAGGCCCCCAUGGAGGGCUUCCAGCUAUAACCAGCCGCCCCUUACCUUUACACCCAUCCCUGCACCCAAUGCGGCUACUAAACCAUAUGCCGGAAACACUCAACCACUGAAAUCUGAGUGAACCAAAUUUCGACCCAUGACCCAGACUGAUUCAUUUAGACACUGAGGUGUGUCUCACACAAGAGAGCUGGAUUUUAGUUUCUUUCAUUUCCCCCCCUCGGUGAUGCAGCUAUAUAAUCAUCCCCUCAGGUAGAAAUCGUGGCGCUGUGUCCUUGCUACAAUUCUCCCCUUUCACUGAAAGAUGAGAGAAUUGUUUUCUCAUUUAUUUAAAAUCAGAAAAUCCAAACCCUUCAUCUUUUGAUCCUGGUUUUUUUCAUCGUUUUGCAUUUCUAGAAUUCCUUUUUUUGUUCAUUAUUCAUAUCCUGGUAAUUAAACAAGCCUGGUUGUGUUUGAUAUGGCUGUGCUUUAUAAACGAAACUCUACCGUAAUAUCUGCAGAUGCGUUUCAUGAGGAUUUAAGCACUCUUCAAAGCCUUUGUGAAGCCGUUUCAUUUCUCUUAGUAUUAGUAUUCAUCAUUUCAGACCAUGCUGGGUGUGGAGUUUAUGUAGAGUCUAUUUGACGUGGUGGUGUUGAAAUAAUCCAGGUAUUUUAGUAAAAGAGUAUCCUAACAUAAGUCAUUACUGUUAAAAGACAAUGACUGGAAAAGUGGGGCCCAAAGAGCCCAUUUAGUAAAGAUAAUGCCCAGUUUUCUUUUCUUUUUUUUCUUUUGUUUUAAACCAGUCAGAGGUGAAAUAUCUAGUUGUAGGAUGUUCGUGGUGUGCAGUGUUAUGAAUUACUCUUCUUUUGAUCAAAAGGCUUUAACUUUGAAAUGUGAUCUGGGGGAAAUACACACACAUCUGAGGGCCGGAUUGAUGCAUAAUAAUUAAUAAUUAAAUAUUCACAAUAAACAAUAAUUCUGCUCUGUUUUUAGUCAUUAAUUGGUGCAUAGUAAUUCUGGGUGGUUCGAGGUGUUUGUUCAGCGCAGCCCUCAGUAUGUGCAUGUUGGGGUUUUGCAUGGUGUUCAACGAUCAUUUUGUAUCCCUUGCCAGAUCUUCAUUCAACAAUUAGCUUGCACUCAUUAGAUGGAGUAGUUCCGGUUUCUGUAGUUUUGCAGGUGCUUUAGGUAUGGCAAGGAAUACUUAUUUAAAUGAAAUAUAUGGGAAAAAAUAU
Molecule: messenger RNA, 2948 nt
Organism: Sinocyclocheilus rhinocerous
Lineage: Eukaryota; Metazoa; Chordata; Actinopteri; Cypriniformes; Cyprinidae
Gene: kpna6
Product: karyopherin alpha 6 (importin alpha 7)
Exons: 14
Coding region: 156-1769 (537 amino acids)
Biological process (GO): protein import into nucleus
Cellular component (GO): cytoplasm
Molecular function (GO): protein binding; nuclear import signal receptor activity
Source: RefSeq, a predicted model, not a curated record